AUGUCAUUGUCGCAGCCAGCACCAGCACAGACCAUCACGAAUUUAAAAAGGUGGUCUGUUGCUGGUAAGGAUAUUCCUGACAUCUCGCAAAUAAAGGCAAUCCAUGUCUACGAUUUCGACAAUACAUUGUUCAGCAGCCCUCUGCCAAACCCACAGUUAUGGAACGGUUCGACCAUCGGCUAUCUGCAGACCUGGGAAGGCUUCGCUGGAGGAGGCUGGUGGCAUGAUCAAAACAUUCUCUGCGCGACAGGCGAAGGUGCCGACAUUGAAGAAACCCGAGCAUGGAAGGGAUGGUGGAAUGAGAAUGUGGUGCAAUUGGUCGAACUGAGCAUGAGGCAGAAAGACGCUUUGACGGUCCUACUCACUGGUCGCGGUGAAGCCAACUUCACUGACAUCAUCAAACGAAUCGUUGCAAGCCGCCAACUCGAAUUCGACCUGAUAUGUCUGAAGCCAGAAGUUGGUCCCAACGGGCAGCAAUUUGCAUCGACCAUGUCGUUCAAGCAAUCAUUCCUACAGGCUCUGGUGUCAACAUACAGUCAGGCAGAGGAAAUCCGAGUUUACGAGGAUCGAGUCAAGCACGUCAAAGGCUUUCGUGAGUUCUUUUCAACAUUGAAUGGGAAGCAUCAUCAUAUGAGAGAUGGUAGGAAGCCAAUUACUGCCGAGGUUAUUCACAUUGCAGAAGGCACGCGUCAUCUCGAUCCGGUCAACGAGGUUGCUGAAGUGCAAAAAUUGAUAAAUGAGCACAAUAAGCGAUAUCGCGACCCAGUAAGGAAUAUUACACAGUCGCCAUACGGGAGAUUAAAAAUUAGUCGAUCUGUUUUUCACACGGGUUAUCUCAUCAACAAUGCCGAUUCAUCUCGAUUAGUUUCGAAGUACCUACAACCUACGUUACCCGUUGGGUUGGCAGAUAAUAAUGAAGUGAAGCCAUUGGCCAACAUCAUACUGAUCUCUCCACGUCCGGCGCCAAAAUCCAUUCUUCAAAGGGCUGGUGGUAUUGGGAAGAAGCUCACCUGGCGAGUCACAGGCCUGGGCCAUUGGGAUAGCAAACUGUGGGCAGCACGCGUUCAACCUGUGCCAGAGAAGGAGCCUUUCUAUACAGAGAGUUUAGUCCCUGUCAUUGUACUUGGACUCCGGAAAGGUGCACGUCCCAUUGAUUCCAGUCGAAUUCAGAAUUGGCAGCCAGUAGAGCCGGUCGAUUCUCUAGUCAUCGAUACUGUUGUCGGCGAAAGGGCCAUCUUAAGGGUUGAGGAAGAUAACGUAAAUGAGGGUGACUGGGAGGGUCCAUAUAACAAGAACAGCAAAAGACGGCAUCCUCACGCCCGCCGAGAUGAAGACAUAACGAACACAGCUCGGGAUAGCUACGACUCUAAUCCUUAUCAACCACUUCAUGAGAAAUCUUCAUAUGGACGCUCUCAUCCAUAUGGGUCCCGCAGCCAGAGUGAUACCUACCGAGGUCGUGGCCGUGGGGGCCGUGGCUCCGGCUCCGCAAGAGGAAGAGGAAACUCAUCUCGCGGUGGUGGGCGCGGUCGUGGACGUGGCGGAUCUGCUGCUGGCGGCAAUGCUAGUUUCUAUCGCUCUCUGGACGAUCAACAUAUGAGCUCAGACGGCCCGUAUGAUUCUCGAAACGGCCAUGGGAGUUCCAGCGGUGGUACACAGCCCAUGAAUUAUUGA
Molecule: messenger RNA, 1671 nt
Organism: Talaromyces atroroseus
Lineage: Eukaryota; Fungi; Ascomycota; Eurotiomycetes; Eurotiales; Trichocomaceae
Exons: 4
Coding region: 1-1671 (556 amino acids)
Biological process (GO): rRNA methylation; box C/D sno(s)RNA 3'-end processing
Cellular component (GO): small-subunit processome; box C/D methylation guide snoRNP complex
Molecular function (GO): rRNA methyltransferase activity; histone H2AQ104 methyltransferase activity; RNA binding
Source: RefSeq, a predicted model, not a curated record